UUAAAUAUGGCAUGGAUGAGGGAGGAAAUAAAAUGUGUGGGUCACAAUUCAUGCUGUCUCAUCCUUCCUUCCUUUUACGUGGCUGCUCUCCCAUCCACCGUGUCUUCUCUUCUCUCACCACUUUGGUUUGAACCGGGUUUUCCUUUUUUCCUUUUUCUUUUUUAAUCUCAGAAAAUAAUCCCAAGUGUAUAAAUACAGGGAAACGGGAACAACAACAAGGCAUACGACGACACAUGGGCAGACCUCCCCUCCACCGCACCGCACUCACUUUCAAACCUACUCCCACCAUCAAGUUCCUCUGCAGCUACGGCGGCAAGAUUCUCCCUCGCUAUCCCGACGGCGAACUCCGUUAUCGCGGUGGCGAAACCCGCCUUCUUGCUUUCAACCGCUCCAUUUCCUUCUCUGAUCUUCUGUUGAAGUUCGGGGAGCUCUGCGGAACAUCAAUUUCUGUGAGCUUUCGCUGCCAAUUGCCUAAGGAAGAUCUGGAUGCUCUAGUCUCCAUCACCUCCGAUGAAGAUCUCGCCAAUCUCAUCGAGGAAUACGAUCGGGCGGCUUCCUCUUCCUCAUCGUUGAAGAUCAGAGCGUUCCUUUUCCCUCCUAAAUAUGCCAAGAGAAUCUCGCCUCCUUCUUCAAUGGCCUCCUUCUUCUCCUCCUCCUCCUUGUCCUCGAUGUCGGCGGCUCACCGUUGCUUUCGUCGGAUGUCGCCGCCACAUGCUUCCUACUCGGAGAGAUCUGCAUCUGCGGUUCCUUGCAGUGUAUAUAAUAUUCAGGGAAGCUCUAGCCGCAUGUUCGUCCACAAUGGUCGCAGCUGGGAAUAACCCCAACUCUUCCAGCAGGGAGGGAACCGGAUAGCCAAACAGAAACCAAAUCAAUUGAAUUAUAUAUGCAUAUAUAUAUAUAUAUAUAUAUAUAUAUAUGAUCCACUUAAAGGAAAUUAAAAUUCAGAGGCUGAUACAAUGUAAUUGUCUCUGCUGUGCUAAUUUGGUUGCAUUGCGAUUAAUGAAUUUUCAGUCCAAUUUCGUUACGGAUCCCCAACUUAAUACUGUGGUGAGUUGAAUUGAGUUGAGUUGAGUUUGUUCUUCUUCAAUCCUUGGCUUGUGACAAAUUUGCCUUACCCAAUUCCCCCGCCGUCGUUUGCCCCCUGCGACUUUUUCUUGCAUGCUAUCUGUUUUAUGUUACUGAGGAACGAACAAGUGUAAUCCCCUGCUCUUGUUUGUGUGAUCAAAUAUGUGGAAGUUUAUUCUCUGUUUUGAAAUCAUUUUGUGUGAUUUUUUUGUCCAGGAGCUUUGGCACGAGUGAGAUUCAGUCUCACGGUUGGGCUCGGAGAUUAAAGCUGAGGGCACAAAUGAGUAAGUUUCGGCCACUCCAAAUUCUUUCUUAGAUCAUUGAAACUGUAAUUUAAUUAGUUUUCUUAGUGAAUUGCUGCGGCUGGGGAAUCUCCUUAAAAUGGCGGAGGAGGGAUGCAGGUGAAUUUAAUAAGAAUCUCCAUAAACAAAGAAGGCAAAUAUUCAGGAAACAAUAAAGGAUGAGAUUUGAAAGAGAUGGAAGAGGUUGGGUUUGGUUCCACAAAAAUGGAGAUUCCUGUUGGAAAGGGACGAGCAGAAGUAAUUAUAACAAUAAAGGGAAAGUAUAAAGCACAAUCUAUUUGCAUU
This is a messenger RNA of Cucurbita maxima (winter squash), 1652 nucleotides long. RefSeq lists its product as uncharacterized. Gene Ontology annotation, molecular function: protein binding. The transcript is spliced from 2 exons. The record is from RefSeq and is a predicted model, not a curated record. Lineage: Eukaryota; Viridiplantae; Streptophyta; Magnoliopsida; Cucurbitales; Cucurbitaceae. The coding region runs from base 234 to 818 and encodes 194 amino acids.